Molecule: messenger RNA, 2258 nt
Organism: Sclerotinia trifoliorum
Lineage: Eukaryota; Fungi; Ascomycota; Leotiomycetes; Helotiales; Sclerotiniaceae
Source: the annotation of a GenBank genome assembly
UUGCUAACAAAACGUGGAAUUGUCCAGUGUGAAUAGAAGUCUUAACGUCAACAACGUUUGAGAGAUUAAUGAUACCAAGAACAACUCAAGAUUACCAAGAGAACAAAAUUAUACUGCCCAUGAAAAGUUUCCUUGGGAUGCGGUACACGAAAUCCGGCUCUACAUCUUUGGCUUGGUGAAUGUAUAUAGUAAAUGUCCCUCAGUGAUUUCCUAGAUAUACAACCAUCACCAAGCCAAACUUGUGUAAUUUCGGUGGUUGGGUGCCUGCAUUCAAAAUGGCGGUCCUCGAACAAUUUGAUUACAUCUUUGCUAUUGGCAUGAUUUUUGCUUUCCUCGAUGCUGGGAAUAUCGUUACGACAAUCUCCUCCUCACUUCCCCGCAUCCAUUGCUGAUAACCAAAAUAGGUGCAAACGAUGUUGCGAAUUCCUUCGCCACAUCCGUCUCUUUCAGAUCCUUGACCAUGAAGCAAGCUAUGAUGAUAGCUACCGUUAUGGAAUUUGGUGGCGCCGUUGGUGUUGGGUAUGUUGCACUCACUAUCUGGUUAUUGCUUCCACAUAUUCAGAAUUAACAAGUUUUUAGUGCUCGGGUGGCAGAUACUAUUCGUGGCAAAAUUCUUUCCACUCAGGCUUUUCAAGCAGAACCAUCUGUUUUGAUGCUGGGAAUGACAUGUGCCCUUGUGUCCUCCUCCCUAUAUCUAACACUGGCCACAAGAUUAGGUCUUCCUGUUUCCACCACGUAAGUAUUAUUUUAGUCCAGAUCAGAGAUGCACCCUGCUAAGAAAAUUUCUACAGCCACAGCAUAAUUUGGGGAGUGAUAGGAGUAGGAAUUGCGGCGAUAGACGCCGAUGGAGUAAACUGGGGUUGGAAUGGUGUAUCACAAGUAUUCGCCGCCUGGAUCAUCGCACCUGGAAUCGCGGGGUGUUUUGCAGCUAUCCUCUUCCUGAUCACAAAUUAUUCCGUCAUAACACCAAAGAAUCCUGUGCGAGCUGCACUCAUCAGUAUCCCAUUCUAUUUUGCGCUUACCACCGGUUUAUUAACCAGUAAGUUCACCCUUUAUACUUCGCUUAAGCCAAGCCUGCAGAUCAACAUCUUACUUAUGUGAUCAGGGCUUAUCGUCUGGAAAGGCGCGGCUUCCGCAUCAGAAGCUGUCAAAACCUGGGGUCCCGGUGAAUACGUUGGUGUUAUUUUCGGUGUUGCAAUAGGAUGCACUCUCUUAUCCGCCAUUUUUCUCCUACCCUCCCUCUACCGUAAACCAAUACUCAACGAUUGGCAACUCCAGUGGUGGCAUAUUCUCCAAGGUCCUUUGCUACUUCGACGCGGAGAGGUCCCUCCCAAUACCUCUGGACGAGAGAUCAUUUAAAUUAUUACAAGGGACACAAAACUCGUGCGGAGCUUGACGCUGAAGGAUUAGAUACCGUAAGAAUGGUGCCAAGUGGUUAUGUUGAAUCGAGAUCGAACGAUGACGCGAAUGAGAAACAUGGCAUUUCAACCAUCUCACCCGCAUUAUCAGACAUCGGUUCCUCAACAAGAAACGAGAUAACACCUACCCCCGUGCACACAAACGAAGACGACACACCCGCAAAACCCUGGUACGAUCCGCCCACCCUCCUCGCCACAGCCAAAAGUCUAUUCUUCCACGGCGUCACCGUCGACAUCGUCGCCGAACAAAAAAAAUCUUCCAUCCUAACCGGCGACCUAGAAGCCAUGCACGCCCGCGCAACCCACUACGACAAUAAAGCCGAACACACCUAUUCCUUCCUUCAAGUACUAACCGCAGCCACAGCCUCCUUCGCCCACGGCGCAAACGACGUAUCCAACGCCGUUGGCCCCCUCGCAGCCAUCUAUUUCAUCUGGCACACGGGUUCCAUCAACUCCAAAUCGCCCGUCCCGGUCUGGAUUGUCUGUUACGGAGCCGGUGCGCUCAUCAUCGGUCUGUGGACUUAUGGAUACAACAUUAUGCGAAAUUUGGGAAUAGACUCACGUUACAUUCACCUUCGCGAGGAUUUGGCAUGGAGCUUGGAUCGGCUAUUACGGUGAUUAUGGCGACGCGGCUUGCGUUGCCCGUUUCUACUACUCGGUGUAUUGUUGGGGCGACGGUUGGUGUUGGUAUUGUGAAUGGGGAUGUCAAGAGUAUUAAUUGGAGGAUGGUAGGGUGGAUUUAUAUGGGAUGGAUUAUCACGUUGCCCGUUACGGGGAUUAUUUCGGGGUGUUUGAUGGGGAUUAUUUCGAAUGCCCCGAGGUGGGGGAUGGGUGUCUGAG